Messenger RNA from Oppia nitens, 1629 nucleotides. Its product is annotated as cytochrome P450 3A16-like. Bases 372 to 1598 code for a protein of 408 amino acids. Gene Ontology annotation, molecular function: oxidoreductase activity, acting on paired donors, with incorporation or reduction of molecular oxygen; monooxygenase activity; iron ion binding. NCBI's taxonomy places the organism in Eukaryota, Metazoa, Arthropoda, Arachnida, Sarcoptiformes, Oppiidae. The record is from RefSeq and is a predicted model, not a curated record. The transcript has 5 exons.
UUACAUUAAUUGUUUAUCAAAAUCAUUCAAAAAAUGUCAACUAUUGGAGCCAAUUGGGCAUAGAAGGACCUAGACCAGUUCCUAUAUUAGGAAAUAUUAUAGCUAUUUUAAAAGGCAAAUAUGAUUUACCCUGGUAUAAACAAUAUGGUAAAUCAGGAAUCUAUGGUGUAUUCGAAUACAAUACACCCGUACUGACUGUUUGCAAUCUACCCAAUGUCCAGAAAGUAUUGGUCAAACAUUUCGAACAAUUCAAUCGAUUGGACGUAAAAUUUCCGAAAGAAUUUUCCAAAUUUUCCAGUUUAGUCAACCGAGACACUGGCCGUUGGAAACAAUUGCGUAUCGAAACAUCCGUAUUGUUUACCACACGGCGUAUGCGUGUAUUUUACGACGAAGUUGUCGACCGAUGUUCCCGUAAUUUGGUCAAACAUUUCCACCAGAAUAUCGGUUACGGCCAACCGUUUGGUGUUAAAGCCGAAACCGAACGCCUAACUUUGGACAUAUAUCUCGGGUAUGCAUUUACCCGUCGGAGUUCAAUGGGUUAUUUCCCCGACGAUCCGGCCGAAAAUCGCCGAUAUUGGUCACUAAUGUCCGCUGGUGUCCGAUUGGAUGAUGAGCUAAAAUGGAACGAAACCAAUGUACGGCUACCCGAUUGCGGUGGUCUACUACAACCAGUGGCCAAUUGGCUAACGGGUGUCAAUUUAGAUAAAGCAUUCGGUAAUCUGGAACAAUUGAUUAGCGAAUAUUUGGUUAAACGUUUAGAAAAUCGUACGGACAAUGAUGAUGACGAUGACGAUUAUAGCGAUGCUAAAUAUGGUAACGAAAAAUUAGAUAUUGUCGGCAUCUAUUUGAAAUUGAUUAAUGGAAAAGUCAGUGUCGACGAUCCGAUGGCCAUACGUGUAAUGUCUUUCUAUUUGAUCAGUCAGUUUAUAGCCCUAUUCGGCUCAGUUAGCGAUACCCUGUGUGAAAUGGUCAUACAUUUGGCCCGUUAUCCUAGUAUUCAAGCAAAACUAUACGACGAAAUUAAGGAAGCAUUGGAUCAAACAUCGACCGAAACGGUUACCGAUGAUGAGGACAGUUGGCAGAAAAUAUCGUACGAUUCUCUAACACACUUACCCUAUAUGGAGGCAACAAUCAAAGAAUCUCUACGUAUUAAUCCCAAUACUGUACGUUUGCGUCGUGUAUUUAUGGGCUCAGAGGACAGUGAGGCAGCAAAAUCGUUGCCCGGUGUCCACUUGAAACCAGGGGAUCGUAUUGACGUACAGGUAUCGGCCAUACAUAUGGAUGAUACCCUAUUUCCCCAACCAUACGAAUUUAACCCGGAUAGGUUUCUGGAUCCGGAAACCCUGAAUAGAUGGUCUAACCUGGAUGCUAAUGCACUAUUGAAUUUUGGCCUAGGACCCCAAAUGUGUUGCGGUAAUCGUUUUGGACUGUUGGUUAUCAAAUCGUUUUUGGCGCACAUGAUUGGCAACUAUGAAUUUUCGUUGUUGGAAAUCGAUGACCUAUAUCGGCCAAAAUGGUGCGAAGCUCAUGAUAUACCCGAUCAGAUUUAUCGGCUAAAAUGUUGUGUACAGCCCAGGGUUAAGGAGGCUGUUGAGUAGGUUGGUGUGGGUGUGUGUGUGUGUUUGUAUG